This is a messenger RNA of Sinocyclocheilus rhinocerous, 1744 nucleotides long. Its product is annotated as derlin-1. Bases 200 to 958 code for a protein of 252 amino acids. The record is from RefSeq and is a predicted model, not a curated record. NCBI's taxonomy places the organism in Eukaryota, Metazoa, Chordata, Actinopteri, Cypriniformes, Cyprinidae. The transcript is spliced from 8 exons.
CAACAAGGACGCGUCUGUACGCGGCCACGUCAUGUAAACCAAACGGGGAAGGAGUGCGUACACCAUAGUAACGUUAACUGAACCAAAAUAGAAGAAGACUGAAGCAGCAUUUCUGCCUUGUGUUCACAGACUCGUUUUCCUAACCCGCAUCGGCGGAGAACCCACAGAGAAUCUCCAGGCUUUCUAAUCAUAUGGCAAGAUGUCAGAUAUCGGGGACUGGUUUAAAAACAUCCCUUUCAUCACUCGUUACUGGUUUGCUGGCUCAAUUGCAGUGCCGCUAAUAGGAAAACUGGGAUUAAUCAGUCCUAUGUACCUUGUGUUAUGGCCGGAGGCUUUCUUUCAUAAAUUCCAGAUAUGGAGACCGAUAUCUGCAACGUUCUAUUUCCCAGUUGGCCCAGGGACGGGUUUUCUAUACCUGGUUAAUUUGUAUUUCCUCUACCAGUACUCCACGAGGCUUGAAACAGGAGCUUUUGAUGGAAGACCAGCAGACUACAUGUUCAUGCUUCUGUUCAACUGGAUUUGUAUUGUUAUAACAGGUCUAAUGAUGGACAUGCAGCUCCUGAUGAUCCCCUUGAUCAUGUCUGUUCUGUACGUCUGGGCUCAGCUAAAUCGUGACAUGAUUGUAUCUUUCUGGUUCGGCACCAGAUUCAAGGCUUGUUAUCUUCCUUGGGUCAUUCUGGGAUUCAACUAUAUCAUCGGUGGCUCCAUUGUCAACGAGCUGAUUGGGAACUUAGUUGGCCACCUUUACUUCUUUCUGAUGUUUAAAUACCCCAUGGACCUGGGUGGCAGGUCCUUCCUCUCCACCCCACAGUUCCUGUACCAGAUGUUCCCAAAUCGACGAGGUGGGGUGUCUGGAUUCGGCGUUCCUCCAAGCAGGAGACCUGUGCCCCAAGAGCAGCCAGGAGGUGGAGGUGGGCGCCAUAACUGGGGUCAAGGCUUUCGGCUGGGGGAUGACUGAAGCCUUUGACUCUUGCAUCAAUGGAUAAAUUCAGAAACUUCUAACAUCAAUGCUGCAGAAUAUGGAUUUUAUGUAUUGGGUUUGUUGCAUUUCUUCUGACCCACAAGGAAAAGUGACGGGGCUCCUUUCCAGCGUUACGUAUUUUCCUAUUACUCUCAAUGUCAUAUCACACUGUUAUUGAGUUUCACAGUGUGUACAGAAACUCUGCAAAAAAUAUGUGCAGUAGCAGAGUUGCCGUAAUUGUAGAAAAUUCAGGGAACUUUGAUGGUGUUUCCCAUAAUAUGACUGCAUCUUUCAGUGUAUUCAUGUUACUUGCUCACAGUCAAAUGUAGCUGAUUAAUUUCGCCAUGAAAUGUUCAUUGUAGAUUGUUAGCAUGGUUGUUUGGGAAUGGUCAUGGACUUUAAAUCUAGAAAGGUUUUUUUCUUUAUCACCUCAUUUGUCUAAAUUAGGUUAAAUUUAUUGUAAUUUUUCUUAUUAAUUAACUGAAUUAACAAUCAUAACAUGCACAUGAAAGUGCUUUUAUACAUGUAUGGAUAUUUCCAUCUGUUUGUUUUAUAGGUUUAUAUGCCUUGAGUAAAGUUUAUCAAUCAAACCAUUUACAGUAAAACUGCCAUGAACUUUUCACACAUUACUGAUGAUUAAACUUAACAUUUAUCUUGUGAUACAUACUCAUGAUAUCUAAAAAUUUUCUGACAGGAACAGAUAAAGUUUUAUAAUUAUUUGUACACUGGAAGUUAUAUUUAUCACUUUCAGUGCUAUCAUUUUUUAUUUAGUAUGCACUAAAU